Athalia rosae (coleseed sawfly) is the source of this 1169-nucleotide messenger RNA. RefSeq names its product enkurin. The record is from RefSeq and is a predicted model, not a curated record. Gene Ontology annotation, cellular component: acrosomal vesicle. The annotation marks the transcript as partial. Gene Ontology annotation, molecular function: calmodulin binding. The transcript is spliced from 3 exons. Lineage: Eukaryota; Metazoa; Arthropoda; Insecta; Hymenoptera; Athaliidae.
UCCCAAAAAUUGUUGAAGAACCUGUCAAAAGUCCCAGGUAAGUUAUUGAAGAAACUAGCAUUCCAGUUGAAAGUGCUGACAUUUUGGCUGCAAUAUAUUCAGAAUUUAAAAAAGUGCUACAUACAACCCUUCCUGAUUAGAUAUCGUUCAAAAUACCAUGCAAAACCAGCUGUCAGUAGAGCAGCCGACUUGAGAAAGACAGGAAUUGUUGAAGAGCCAAAAGAAAUUAAAAAAUUCGAGCAUCGUACAUUUGGUGUGGCAUGUGUACCACAAACUCCACCCACUGAGUUUCUGAAAAAGAAAAGUCGAAUACAACCACCAAGACCUGAUAUAAAACAUGUACAUUACAAGCGUCCCGGAUAUCCACAGUCCCUCCCAGCUUGGGUAGCAGUAAAACGUCUGCCUAAAAAAGAUAUUCCCGAUCUACCACAAGAUCCAGUUCAAACAGCUCGCAAGAAUUUCAGGCAACAAAACAUCAUAAAUGUUAAAAGAUCACGACCCAAACAACCCCGGAAACGGUAUGUGGAUACUAGAUAUGGCUCCACAUACGAUCUGGAACCUAGUGGUCUACUGCCUAUUUACAUUCACAGGAAGGAUUAUGGACAAAUCCCCAAAUUUGUAUCAAAAACUAUCAAACACUCUGCCAAGAAAGAGCCUGAAGCAAAAGAUCCUCAGCCUCUUUGUCGUUACGUCACCGCACCUGAACGAGAAGCUCUUCUCCAAGGGAUGAAGAAAAAGUGGGAAGAAUUGGAAAAAGAGUUUCAAUGUCUACCAUUUGUGAUUGAUACGCUGCCCAGAGUUACCAGAAAGACUCAAAUGGAGGAGGCCUUGAAGCAGCUGGAAAAAGAUAUUGACAUUAUAGAAAGACAUCCUUACAUAUACGUCUACAGUGACAGUGAGGAAGACUGAUGCUGUGGACUCAUAAUUGUCUAGAGUUGACUUUAAACAAUAAAAAUUAAUGGACUUACGCCAGCAUAAUUAAAUGCAAUGUCAUAGGUGACAAAAAUUGAACCAGAGUAAUGAUACAUUGGAAUUUUCAGUCAUCAUCCAACGUUUUUUUGGUCAUAAUGAGAGCCACUUAUACAAAAAAUGUUUAUCUCAUUGAGGAAAUACAUGUUUAGUGUUGGCGUACAAUAAUGAAUCUACUACAACUUUUUGUUUUACUAAAU